AUGUAUACGGUGAGCAAUCUAGAGAACACUUGCGAGACCUGGAGGACUUCUACCUCACCACAGCUGCAAGACGCGAAGGAUGCCACCUCGAGUGCGUUGUCGGAUGUGGCACAACGCCAAGGUUUUGGGAACUGCUCCUCCUUUCUCCAGGAGCAUGGUGGCGUGUCAUAUGCGGAGCACCAACAUCCAGAGUUCGUUUCAGACUUGCAGAGUGGAACAAGCUGCUACGCCACGUGUACUCUCAAUCCGCACUGGGCACAAGUGCUGCUCUUAUUAGAGCAAGCCUGCACCAACUGGCAUGCACCAUCUGGUCGACUAACACAAUUGAGUCGGCCUGUGUGCGGAUUGUUGGGCCAGCAGCAGUACUUCAAUGGCAUAAUCGAAGAAGACUUUGUCACCAAGGUUUUUGGGAAUGGACUCGAAAUGCCGCCCUGGGCUGGCUCGGUUUUGAAGUGGGCUACAGAGCAUACACAUACGUGGAACUGCUACCCACAGAUCUGGAGCCAAUAUGUGGAGAAGCCGAUGGAGAGAACAAGAAGGGUGGCGGAGCUGAGGAUUCAACAGGAGAGGGAGGACCCGCAAAGCCCGGAAAGCCAGAUGAUGAUACUUGCCGCAACAAGGGAGGGGCUGAUCAAGGCAUUCACCGAGAAUUGCCGCAGCCUGUACCCAAUUCUGGAGGAUCUGGACCUGGUCUACCACAUGAUGCUGGCAAAGGACCGGGCAAAAAGUGAUCUGCUGCCUCAGAUUCUCCAAGAUCCUAUUGGCCCACAGGUGUUUUCAGUUUAUAGGAUCUUGGGUAAGGGCGCGGUCUCAUCCGACACAGUCACUUUAUGUGUUCCCAUUUGGCUGUUUUGA
Messenger RNA from Symbiodinium sp. CCMP2592, 855 nucleotides. The record is from the annotation of a GenBank genome assembly. NCBI's taxonomy places the organism in Eukaryota, Dinophyceae, Suessiales, Symbiodiniaceae.